This is a messenger RNA of Ceutorhynchus assimilis (cabbage seed weevil), 5550 nucleotides long. The record is from the annotation of a GenBank genome assembly. Lineage: Eukaryota; Metazoa; Arthropoda; Insecta; Coleoptera; Curculionidae.
UGGGUAUCGUACUAAAGGUAAAACGUCAUGGUACCGAGUUGGUACUGAAUCGCGCAAAAAUUUUAUCAACGGUGGCGGGAAAUGCGCAAAUUUGAAAAAGUGUUUGUGAAUUGGAUUUAAGUGUGUUAUUGAAUGUUGAAUAUAGGUACAUUUAAUGGAUAUAGCUUUAUAUGGAUAAAGUGAUUUGUUCUUGAGAAAGUUUAUUUUACAUAAAUUUUCUAAAUGAUCAAUGGAAUGGCUUUCAAUUUUCUCCAGUUACUUCAAAUCCUAAUUUUUGUACCGCUGAUACAAUGUAAAGGGCUAUGCGAAGUAGAAAAUGGAACGUCGAACAUCAUUGUAGAUAUAGAAGAAAGCAGAGACUCUUCUAUUAGCCAAGAAACUAUCCCAAAAGAACUGCCCAUUGUGGGAGAACCAAAUGUAGAUAUAUUUUUAGAAUUGUCCUUCCCUAGAGGUCCCCCAUUGUUUUUUCUCAAUGAGAAAAAAUUGCAGUUGUUAGCCCCUAUUGAUAGAGACGAAGACAGUAAUUCCCAUAUAGUUUUUCAGUUAAUUUGUACAAUAAAAUCGACACAUAAAGUCAAAUCAAUUCCUGUGAUAGUAAGACUGACUGAUAUUAACGAUAAUAGUCCGCAGUUUAUUGGAAUUCCUUACGAGACGAGCAUAUCAGAGUUAACUCCUAUUGGAACAACAAUUUAUCAAAACAUCAAUGCCAAAGACAAAGAUACAGGGGUAAAUGGACAAGUAGAAUAUUCAAUUAUUAAAGGAUCAAGCCCUAUUGCAGACGAAGGCAUCGGCAGACAAAGAAUCCACAGUGAAGACGGUUAUGGAUAUUUCGCAAUCAACUACCCUCAUCAGGGUCAAGUUACUGUCAAUAGGACCUUGGAUUUUGAAAAAACCCAACGUUAUUAUGUUACCAUUCUGGCAACGGACAAAGCAAAAGACGAGAGCCAAAGGUUGACGUCAACCACAACUUUAAUUGUUAACAUAAAAGAUGACGAUGAUUUACCACCAUCUUUUAUUUACAAAGGCUGCAUGCUAUUGGAUGGAUCUUGUAUUAAUCCUGAAUAUUCAGCAUCUGUUUCUGCUGGUGUAAACCAAGGCAUCCUCAACAUAUCCCCGGAAAAAAUCCAAGCGGUUGACAUGGACACGAUCAACUCUCCAAUUAAAUAUUCCUUUGUCAGUGGCACUCCAGAAACGUAUACGCAAUAUUUCAAAAUCCAUCCAGAUACUGGGGCAGUGCACCAAAUAAAGCCCGUUGAAUCAUCUACUACCAAAAAAUUCAACAUCAUCAUCAAAGCUCAAGAAGAUUCUGAAGCGAAACGUUCCACAACGGCUAAAUUAUUUAUAACAGUUAAACCUGUUGAUGCUCAUCCUCCUGAAAUUGUUUUAUCAUCAAGCGAUGGUUACGUUAAAGAAAAUUCACCAAUUGGUGAAGAAGUGAUGGAUAAAACUGGAGAACCCAUAUUAGUUCAAGUUGAAGACAAAGAUUUUGGAGCAGACGAUCCCAAAUUAGUAUACACCUUCGAGCUGACAACUCCUUAUUUUGUUAUCGACAAAAAUGGCCAUUUGGUGGUUAACGAAAACAACUUGGACCGAGAUCCACCAAAUCCUGGAAAAUUUAAAUUUCAAAUUGUCGCAAGGGAAAUAAAUGGGGUGGCUGCGAGUGCACCAUCUUCUGUUACCGUUUAUUUGUUGGAUGUUAAUGAUAAUCCACCAGUUUUACCUACUAUAUCACCAGUGUCUGUUCCAGCAGGUGAUGUGAAAAGAAAAGUAACCACCAUCCAUGCAGCCGAUAAUGAUGAAGGAGAAAAUGCCGAAAUCGAAUAUUCAAUUUACCAUGUAUCGAAUAAUGGAAACAAUAAAUUUGUUAUUGAUGAAAACACUGGAGAAAUUACUACUACGGGAAAACUAAACGCUGGUGAUCAGUACAGUUUGACAGUCCAAGCUAAAGAUCCAGGAGGUCUUUACAGUCAAGCUAUCGUAGAAGUAACAGUCAGUCCAGGUCCAAAUACUGAAGCUCCCGUUUUUGAACAAUCUAUAUACGAUUUGGAGGUCAGUGAAGGCGCUACGAUAAACUCCACUGUUGCCACAUUAGUAGCAAUAGAUCCAGAACGUGAUCCAGUUACUUAUUCUAUAGCCUCUGGCAAUGAUUUGAGGCAGUUUGCUAUUGGAGCAAAAAAUGGAGUGAUAUCAAUUAUCAGAAUGUUGGAUAGAGAGGAUUUGAACAGGUAUCAGUUAGUUAUCAAGGCUGAAGAUACUGGAAAGCUGUCUAGUACUGCAACGGUUAAUAUAAAAGUUACAGAUAUUAAUGAUAAGAACCCAGAAUUUGUUGGUGAUCCGUAUUUAUUUAAUGUUAAAGAAGGUUUAAAAAGAACCUCUGUAGGAUUUGUGAAAGCAGUAGAUGCUGACGAAGGAAUAAAUUCUCUAGUUACUUAUUUCAUGCCAACUGGAUUACCAUUUGAUAUCGAUAACCAAACUGGAGAAAUUCAUACCAAUAGGCCUCUGGAUUAUGAAAGCCAAAGAAGCUACCAAUUCGUGGUUACAGCCAAAGAUGGAGCUCCCGAUCCCAGAAUUGCUACAGCCACAGUUGCUGUUCAAGUAGAAGACGUUGAAGAUGAAGUACCAAUUUUUAAAGACGAAAAAUACGAAGCUCUCGUGCCUGAAAACAUGGCCGAUCAUUUUGUUACUUCCGUUGAAGCUUACGAUCCAGAUACUGUACAAAAAAUCACAUAUGUGAUCAAUCAAGGACCCACUGAUUUAUUUAGAAUCGAUGAAAAAACUGGAGCAAUUUACACUACAAGAGGUUUAGAUUAUGAAAAAGACCAACAACAUGUUUUGGUUAUUGGUACUUUGGAAAACAUGUCCGAUGAGAAAAAUUCUACCACAAAAGUUAUAGUCGAUGUAGAAGACCGCAACGAUAUUCCUCCAGUGUUUACAAUUAUUCCUCAUCCCAUUAGUUUGGAGGAUGAUGUUUCUAUUGGCACCACUGUGACUACCUUAGUUGCAACUGAUUCCGAUGGAACUUCACCUGGAAAUAAGGUGCGAUACGAAAUUAUCGGCCGUGGAAAGGCUACCAAAUAUUUCCAAAUCGAUCCAGAUAGUGGAGUUCUCAAAGUCACUAACGAUUUGAAAAAAGAAGCUGAUACAGAAUAUCAAGUUGAUGUUCGAGCCUAUGAUCUGGGUGAACCUCAACUAUCCUCAGUUAUAACUGUGGAAGUUUUUAUUCAGCAUGUAGCAACUGUAGCACCAGAAGUGGGAUUACGAUUUGCAGAUACUUCUUACACUCUGCAAGUUCCAGAAAAUGCCACUGUUGGAAAACAAAUUAAAACUUUGACUAUUGUUAAUGGAAAAACUCACGGAACUAGUAUACCACUGAAGUGUCAGAUUAUCAGUGGAAACAAGGAAGGCAAAUUUUCGUUAAAUGUAACUGAAGAUAGAAAUUGUGCUUUGUACUUGAACGGAUCUUUGGACUUUGAAAAUCAAGAGCAAUAUGUUUUCGAUGUAGAAAUUAUGUCUUUACAAGGUUUUAUCAAUAAAGAUUUUGCUGUUACCCAAGUCACAGUUAAUGUGCAAGAUGUUAACGAUAAUAAACCGUACUUUGUUUAUCCAUUUGACGUUGAAGUUCUACCUAAAAAGACCUUUGAAGAAGUGGAGUCUAAUGAUAUUGAGGCAAAGAAUGACAAAAAAUAUUUUGCAGCAGUGGCAAUUGAUUCUCCAUUGGACAGUGCAGUUACUCAAAUUAAAGCAGAGGAUCUAGAUAGUGGAAAAUAUGGAAAACUUGUUUAUAAUUUAGCAGGAAAUUUCAGUGAUGAAUUUUUCUCAAUCGACCAAUCCACUGGCAUAAUAAGAACAAAAAGACUCUUUGACUACAUUAAUUCUGACAAUUUGCCCUUUAGAUUAACAGCUGUAGCUCGGGAUAAUCCAAAUGCCACUAAAGAUUUUUUUGAAAUUGACACCCCAUUAAUUGUGAAUAUUAUUAGACCACUACAUAGGCUUAUAUUGGUUAUUGGAGAUGCCAAACCAAAUGAUGUCCAGAAGAAGCUUGGUGAUAUUGUUAUGGUGAUCCAAGAGCAAACUGGAUUAAUACCAGGCAUUGAAAAAUUGGGGUCAAGAGAAUUUAUUGGUGGAAAUGGUACUUUGGAAGUAGAUCCAGAGGGUACCGACGUAUGGUUUUAUGUAAUUGAUCCUGAAACUGAUGAAAUUUUGCCCAGGAAUCAUUCACUUGUCAAACGAUCUCUCUUGGACAAAUCUUCAAUGGAUAAUAUAACAUUCGAUAUAACAGCCCAAAUAAAAAAUACGGCCUUCAAUAUCCAUGAACCCUUAGUUUUCCAUAGAGUGAGAAGUGCUUCUAUAGCUUCCUUUAACGGAGAAGUUUUUCCUUACGCUCUAAUAAUCAUUGCCUGUAUUAUAUUUUUGUUGGGCAGUGUUGGGAUUAUUUAUAUUUGUGUUUCAUGGUCCAGAUAUAAGACCUAUAAAGACCAGUACGCUAAUGCACGCCAGUACGUUGUUCCUGCUAGUCCUGCUAGAUAUGAUACGGUCUACGUGGAGCCUAAUCUUAAGGAAUACGAAACUCAAGUGCUUCAAAUGGUGGUCCAAGUUGAUGAUCACGAGGAUUACAAUGAUCUACAAAUUGAUUUUAGCAAUAAAAAUCACGCGUUUAGUUUGGAGAAUGUUAGUUACAUUGGCAAGGAUACCAACAUAAAAAACUAUGAUAAAUCCAGUCCUGUAAGUAGCGAAUCUGCAACAACUGCAAGAGCAUCUAGCGUAGGUGAUAACCAUCUUAUUAAAAAUACUAACAAUAAUAUAAGAAGAGAUCACGUUUACAGGCCUUCAGAAGAUAAUAUGAACGCCAGUCCUACCAACGACAACGUAAUGUUCAAGGAGAAGAAAGACUACAACCAUAUGCAUAAUAUGGGAUACUCGUAUGAUUCGCCUAUAGAGACUACAACAGAAUUAUAAUACCUAGAUAAUAUCAAGAUAGUUUAUAGGAGGGUGAACUAACUAUGUAGAAAUUCCUCUCAACUAAAUAAACAAGGAAUUUCAAUAUGGGAUCACCCUAUACUUAAAAUUGUACAUAAAAAUGUGAUAUUUGAUCGCAAUUAAAUUGUUUAAUAUAAUUAUAAAUCAGAAGGAUAGAUGUAGUCUAACUCUAUAAAAUGAAGCUUUUUGGGAUGAAAUAAAUUCCUAAUGUAUGAUGAAGUUUUUAUAAAUAUUUGAUACAACGAAUGUGAAUGUAUGAUAAAUAAUUAAAACUAGAAGAUUUACAAUAGUUUAGAAAUUAAUAGGAAACAACAGGUUUGACGUUAUGAUUUUGGGCUACUUAGUGCCAUUUAAGAGAAAAGAAUGACAAAGAAAUUUGUACUAUUUUUUGUUUGCUAUUAAAAUAGGUAUUGCCAAUCAUUAAAAUGUUAGCACUUUGUAGGUAUAUGUAAUUAAGUUAUUAACUUGUAAAAAUUUUAUACUUUUUUAUGAAGACAGAGAUAGUUCUAGUCUUAUAUGUUUUAUACCUAUCUUGCCUACAUUUUAAAUAAUAGAAAGAUUUAUUUAAAUAAA